Xiphias gladius (swordfish) is the source of this 495-nucleotide messenger RNA. RefSeq names its product tRNA (cytosine(34)-C(5))-methyltransferase, mitochondrial-like. The transcript has 2 exons. The record is from RefSeq and is a predicted model, not a curated record. NCBI's taxonomy places the organism in Eukaryota, Metazoa, Chordata, Actinopteri, Istiophoriformes, Xiphiidae. The annotation marks the transcript as partial.
GUAACAAAAAGGCGCAAAAAAGAAAGAUCUUUAUGCCAACCGGUACUGGACCUCUUUGACCAGCAGUACAGUCAGGAACUUAGAGAGUUGUGGGCAUCUGCAAGAUCAGUGCUCCUGGCCCCUCACUCCUGGCAAUAUGGGGUCAUGCUUAACCGCUUCACAGCUGUGGCAGAUGUCACACGGAUUCUCCAGUCACAGGGCUUUUCCAGUUUCCUGCCACAAACAGAUGUCUCCACGUUGCCUUCCGAUGCUUCACCAGUGUCCAAUUCUAAAUGCCAGACAGGAAAAGACUCUCUGUCACCUCACUGCAUCUCCAGGUGCCCUCCUGAUGACUCCCAUUCGCAACCUGACAGCACCUCUCAUGCGCUCAGUCAGGACCUUCCAUCAGAGCUGUUUCUCAGUUUGCCCCGUCCUUCACUACAGUGUUAUAUCCACCCAUAUCCACUGCGAUUUCCCUCUCAGGCUCACAGGCCUGGCCAGCUGAAGCAGUACUAC